CAUGUAUUGUCUCACUGUCUGGUCUUCCAUCCAUGAAUCCGUCAUCCAUGCAUGUGCAGACGGACCACGCAUGCAGCCAGCCAGGCAGGUAGGUAGUCGAAAGAGAAGGCAGUCGAAAGAGCAAGGGAGUGCUGGGAGUGUAGGCAAAACCGCCAACACCUACACCCCACAGCCCAGCCUGUGGUGCGGCAGAUCACUGCCUAUUGGCGGCACACCAACAGACUGGGCAGCCAGCGAGAUCAGACAGACAGACAAAGAGACAGACAUUCCCCGUGGGCCCACCAUUAUGAAAUGAAAAGGAAAUAGGGUGUCUCGGCCGGUCCCGGUGGAUGCGAGCGACUCUGCUUGAGCGUGUUGCCUUGGAAUCAAUUCACCCGCUGCAAUCUGACGCCCAUCUUUCCUGCAGCAAACAAAACGCGCAGAAGCCAUUAUAUAUAUUUCAGUCUCAGUUGGAGAGUGUAGUAUGUAUAUUUUUCGAAGCGUGAGUCAUACCGUAGAUGUUGAAAUACACUGCCUGCGUGAGUCGGAGUCCUGCCUCUUCAGUGAGCUUGAUGAAAUACUUGAAUAGCUCAAAUUUGCCCUUACUGUCCUCGUCCCAGCAGAUACCCUGCCCUUGCAAGCACAUCGUGUUCUCCAGUUGCGCACCGCAGCUGCAUGCUUUGCCUUUGAAAAAACCCUGAAGACACAAACCACCGGCCGAAUGAUUACAAAUAGAAAGACGUAUCUCGUUCAUCCAGUGCUCACAUACCGGCACGUUGUUGACGAUAAGUAUACCGCCCUGAUAACAUUAGACAUUGAUGUUACACAUAUACACACACACACACAGAGACACACACACACAGAGCGAGAGAGAGAUGGAGAAGCAUGCUAAAUGGAACCACUUGAUGGAAAGAAAGGCAGAUUAUUGCCGGAAGGGCUAUGGUAAUUUACCGGCGCCAGCAGGGACUUUAUGUUUUGCCAGAAUGAGGUAAUGAUGUUCCACUGUGGUAGCACCUUUUUCUGCACUUCCGAGAGGGUCACGUUCCUGUUCACAAAGAUGUUCCAAAAGAUGGUCUACCAACAAUAUACGAGUGCAGAAAAAAGAACAAGUACACAAGUGCAAUAUCUUUUACCCCUCAUUGGUUUCCCACCUGAGGGCAAUACACGAGUACGAUUGUCUUGAAGUGGUUGAGUGGCAGCCCGAGUGAAGAAUGGGCAGAAUACAGCUGCAUGCAUGAACUCAUUCGUGACAGAGAGAUACCUAGUGAGUGAGUGGGUGCUAUUCCUAAGUAUCCGUUACCUGUUGAGUAUCAGUGAGGUCGAGCUGCCAGUAGUGGGGCUUGAUGGGACUUUUCGCGAGUUUAGACCAGGGAAACGGAUGGUAUCCCGCGCCGUAUCGAGAUAUGUCCCAGUCCCGAGCCUCCUCGACGAUGUGGUGGUCUGCUGUCUCAAACUCCACCACUUCCUCGUUGUUGCGGUAUCCGCUGAAGCUACGCGGCAGCUCCACACCACGCUCGUAAUCGAUGAACGCAAACGAGCCCAUAACCGCGUCAAGAGUCCUGUUAGACAACGCAACAAAAACGUGUGCAGUGCAUGCAUGCAUAUGUCAGAGGCACACUGGACGUGCACAUGCAGACCAUUCUGAGGGUGGCACCGACUCCUGGAAGAGGAAGGGCAGCUCCGCGUCCCUUUUGAGUCCGUGAGUAGGGGCGUGGCAUCCUGCAUUCAUGAUGGCCACCAAAAGCAUUGCAUGCAUGCAACACGAAGAUGAUGCGAUGCCUGGGCCGCCUGGCUGUUUGCUCGCCCACCGAGGAGAACAUCAGGGACAGCAGUACGCCUCUGGAGGAAGCCGCGGCUGGCGUCGGCAACAGACAUUGUGGCGCCAGCCCAGAGUCACCGGGAGGCAGCUCAGCAACGGCAGCAGAUGGAAGGCAGCCAAAACAACACACGGACGGGGCGACAUGAUGAUAAAGG
This is a messenger RNA of Vitrella brassicaformis, 1953 nucleotides long. Lineage: Eukaryota; Vitrellaceae. The record is from the annotation of a GenBank genome assembly.